Messenger RNA from Megalobrama amblycephala (Wuchang bream), 4168 nucleotides. It is a transcript of the gene tlr18, whose product is annotated as toll-like receptor 18. The record is from RefSeq and is a predicted model, not a curated record. Lineage: Eukaryota; Metazoa; Chordata; Actinopteri; Cypriniformes; Xenocyprididae. Gene Ontology annotation, molecular function: protein binding; transmembrane signaling receptor activity. The transcript has 5 exons. Gene Ontology annotation, biological process: inflammatory response; immune response; toll-like receptor signaling pathway. The coding region runs from base 962 to 3520 and encodes 852 amino acids. Gene Ontology annotation, cellular component: membrane.
UUUUCAUUUUUGGGUGAACUAACCCUUUAAUGUAAACACCUUAAUCGAUCCAAUUGAGCUCGAUACAAAUGACAUUUUGAUCGGAUUGUAAGGGUGGGUGGUUUAUUCAUUUUCUAAUCCUAUCGAACAGCAAAAAAUUACCAUGUAAAUGCUUGAAUCCGACUACUUUCUCAAUCGUAUUCAGAAGUCGCAGUGCAAUGUUGACACUACACUGCGCAAGUUCAUGUUCACGUCUUGUAAAGAUAUGGCGUCGGUUCACAAAAAAAAUAAAGUUUCUGAUUUAUGAAUGUUUAUGCCAACAGGGCAAAAAUAACGAUGAGCUCUGUUGGUGUCAAGUCCAUGUCUCCGCAAGUGUGCGCGUGCGCAAAAGUUUUAAUCGGAAUGUAAACAUGUAGCCUACUUGUUACAUGUAGGCCUACAUGUAAACAGAUCUGCAAUCGGAUUCAAUUCAUUCGGAUUGACGAAAAUUGGUGCAUGUAAACAUAGCCGGGGUGCCGGACGAACAGCUGAUCAUAGCUGUACAGGGCUGAUUUUUAUUUCUCAUCUCCAUAAAUAUAUCUAGUAGUGCAAGGGCUGGAAAUGCAUUUAUCCUUUUCUGAACGCGGCUCGUGAUUGCUUAGCCACGGCAGACGCUCUCCCGAAUUCUUUUGAAAACAGGAGAAAGUUUGUGGUUUUCCAUGCGGUUUUAGACGCCACAUGUGAACGGCCCCUAACUGGGCGGUUCAUCACCGCAGUACGACUUGUACUGUCUGCGUUGUACAACCAGGCACAGACUGAAACGAGGAGCUCAGUGAAAGUUGAUAGGAUGUGCUCGAUCUUCCUCUGAAGACACUGAUAUAUCUUCCGUGUCCACUGCGGGAACUUCUGAGCAAGAUAUGAUUGAUUUUUGAAGACCACAUUUUCAAAACUCAAUAUUGGAAGCUGUGCUUUAUAAAGAAAGAUCUAAGCAAAGCCCGUGAUAAUGCUUUUUUCGCUGGCUCUACUUCUCAGCUUCCAAGCAGUUCUGCAAAUUAAGCCAACUAAAGCCAAACAUUCCUGUACAAUUAGAUCUGAUGGCCGUGCAGCUGACUGUAAAGGUCUAUGGCUAGACAAUGUGCCUAUAACAACGCUGCCUAACUCUCUGGAAGAGCUCGACUUGUCUUUCAAUAUCAUACAGGUCAUCCGCAAACAAGAAUUUUUCAAACUUAAUCAUCUGCGAGUCCUCAAGCUUAAUUUCAACAACAUCUCUCUGAUUAUGGAUGAUGCCUUUCAUGGAAACCUUCUGCUGGAGGAUCUAAACCUAUUUAAUAACUCAAUGACCGAAAUCCCCUUCAAAGCUCUUGAGUUGCUCACAAAUUUGAAGGUUUUAGAAAUGUCCAAUAAUUUGUACACACAAGUAUCUCUUGAUGCUGCUUUUUUGAAUUUCACCAAGUUAAAAGUGCUGUCCAUUGGCGGACCCCUGGUCAGUAGAUUAGGAAGCCGUGACAAUUAUGUGUUGAAGAACAUCUCAUUGAACAAAUUUGCUAUUAAAACUGGUACUGGUUUUAAAAGUUAUGAACCUGGGUAUUUCAGCAACCUCAACACAAAAAACUUGUGGUUCGAUAUAGCUAUUGACAAAGAACCAGAUGUGCUUCCUAUGAUGUUGAAAGAUCUAGCCAACAAGACUUUUGAUGUGCUACGUUUUCGAAACCUUUUUGAAUUUCAGUACUAUACUGGUAAACGGGAUAUUUUUUAUGGCCUGCAGUAUGUAAAGACUCAACGCCUAACAUUCUUUCGAGGUAAAUUCAAUGAGGAAGUUAUGAGGAUGGCUCUGCUAAAUGUGGAAAUCAGUCCAAUCAAAGCCCUGGAACUGCUGUUCAUCGAUUUUGCUCGUUCACUGAAUAAAACACAGGGAUCCAGUGUGACAAACUUGACCUUGGAACAACUGGUUCUCGCGGACAUCAGUAAUCCAGAUAUAAUGCGGUUCGACUGGAGCUUUACCUGGCUUAAUCAUGUCCGCCAAUUCAUUGUAUGGAAUGUGAACUUCAACAGUGUGCCGUGCGACUCGUGGCCGGAGAUGAAAAAUGUUGAGCUUCUGGACAUCUCUAACAACCAGCUGAAGGACAGUUAUCUUUAUAACCCACUAUGUGACACUAGAAACACAUUGCACAACCUCAAAACCUUUAACAUCAGCCGUAAUCGACUUACCAGCCUCAGUGACUUGGCAUCUCUGACCAAGCACUUUGUCAAGCUGACAACAAUCGAUAUGAGUUACAACCAGCUGCAAUAUAUAGGGAAGCAUGUCUGUUACUGGAGACCGACGAUUACCAAAGUAAUCGCUCAUCAUAAUAGUCUGACGAGCAACAGUUUUAAGUGCCUCCCCACUUCUGUAAUCUUCCUCGAUCUUUCAUACAGCAGCCUAGACCAGCUGGACAUGGACUAUUUUAAUAAGGCAUCCAACCUGACAGAGCUUCUCCUCAGCGGCAACAAGAUCAAGUUCAUCCCAUCCGGCUGGAGGAAUCCAUACUUGAGGACACUCGCUUUAGAUGGAAACUCAUUUGGACUUGUUAGCAUGACGUCUUUUAAGGACAUGCCUAGCCUGCGUGUCCUGACCGCAGGCAACAACCCUUACCACUGUAUCUGUGAUCUCUACACCUUCAUACAAGAAACCACAAGCAAAAGGAAUGUGACCAUCACAGACUGGCCGAACAACUACAGGUGUUACCACCCUGAGCGUCUUCUCAACACAAUGGUAUCCAAAUACUUCCCUGGUCAUUUAGUCUGUAAUAUUACACUCGUUAUCAUCAUCUCCGUGUCAACAACGGCAGUUGUUGUUCUUGCUAUCAUGCUUUUGUGCUACAUUUUCAAUGUUCCAUGGUACAUGAAAGCCACAUACCAGAUCAUCAGAGCCAAGUAUAGGGCCCAUAAAGAAGGGUCAGGUCAGACUGUGGACUACACCUUUCAUGCUUUCAUUUCUUACAGCCACGCGGAUGCAGACUGGGUCCGAGACCAGCUGCUCCCUUGUCUAGAGAAUGCUAAGCCCCCUUACCGCCUCUGCAUCCAUGAAAGAGACUUCAUUCCAGGGAAGUGGAUCAUUGACAACAUCAUUGAGAAUAUUGAAAAUAGUCGCAAGGUAAUCUUCGUGUUAUCGCGGAGCUUCGUGAACAGCGUUUGGUGCAACUACGAGCUCUACUUCGCCCAACAACGGGCCAUUGGAAAGACGUUCAGUGAUGUCAUUCUGAUCGUGAAGGAGCCCAUUGAUCCCACUUCUCUUCCCAGCAAAUUCUGCAAACUCAAAAAGAUGCUCAGUACCAAAACCUACCUAGAGUGGCCCCAGCAACCCACAGAACAGAGCUUUUUCUGGGUCCAGCUGAGGAGUGUUCUGGGGAAACCAAACGUUAUAAGACAGCGCACAACCAGCCAGCGUAGCCGCCUGUCUUCGGUGAGGUCCGUUUCACUGAUAGAGCUGCCGCAGAACCAGAAUUCUGCAGAUGAAGAUGACCACCAGGUCAGCGAUCAGCCUUCUAAUAGAUGUCAACAAACUUUGAGAGAAAUUGCCUGAAAGACUUAAAUAAGGUUAUCUGUGGCUGAGAUAACCAGAGAGAACACGUUUUUAUCUUUCCUAUAUUCAGAAUAUGACACGCAUUUAAGUAACAGUGACUAUUCUGCAAUGAUGAUCAGACAAGCUUUUGUCUAAACCGGUUUGUCUGACUCACUGGUGGCAGAAGGACUGGAAAAAGAUAAUUCUGACUCAGAGAUUCAGUCAAUGUGCAAAACAAACAACAAGAUAGAUCUUGACAAUGAUUUACUGACGUAGUUGCCCGUCGCAUACACAACAACACACAAGCUUACUCUGACAAUCAAUACAGUUCUAUUUACUUUAGUACGCAAGUAUAUCUACUUAUCUUAAUUAAGGUAAUGAUCUGCAAUACUGUUCACUCAUCUGUCUACUCAAACAAGUCAUUAUUUCACUAAAACUGUUACUCUUGGCUCAGAAAGUAUACAUUUUAUAUCAGUAUUAUUUAAUUAAAUCAUGUUUUAAGAUUUAAAAUAUUUAAAUUAAUUUGUAAAUACAGACUAUAUUCAGUUUUUAUCCAUCUAUUUUCAUCCCUUUUGCCAGAGCCUUAAAUGUCUUUUUCUUACACCCAUGUCACAUACAUGUAUUUUGCACCAUAAUGUAUCUGAAUGUGUGAUUAAAAAGGUGAUUCCU